Messenger RNA from Salvelinus sp. IW2-2015, 2455 nucleotides. The record is from RefSeq and is a predicted model, not a curated record. Lineage: Eukaryota; Metazoa; Chordata; Actinopteri; Salmoniformes; Salmonidae.
AUGGCCAGUUGCUGUGUGUGUGUGAGGCAGCGGCUGCCUGAACUCCCCCAGUGCGAGGGCUCUCAGUGCUACUCGUCGGUGGCGGUCAGUAGCCAUGGGCGUAGUAACAAGAGGCUGCCUGCAGGGAUCAGAGAAGACCCGUUUGAUCUGUUCCACGGCCUCCUCCCUCAGCCAUGCCCUGCUCUGCUGCUCCAGCUUCAUGUGCAACCGCAACGCCACCCGCAGCUCACUACUGCCCUCCUCGCUACCGGAGGCUGCACAGGAGGCUACAGCGACUACAGGAGUUUGACCCAACAGGAUGCGACUGACGACUCAUCACCUCUAAAUGUUGGGGACAGCACUCUGCUGAGCUGUUGGACCAACUCCUGUACGUCAGCUGGUUCAGGCCUGCCUUUCCUGGUCCAGAGAACUGUGGCCAGACAGAUCAGCCUGAUGGCGUGUGUAGGGAAGGGGCGUUAUGGAGAGGUCUGGAGGGGUCAGUGGCAAGGGGAGAACGUGGCUGUGAAAAUCUUCUCCUCCCGAGACGAGAGGUCAUGGUUCAGAGAGACUGAGAUCUACAACACAGUGCUACUGAGACACGAGAACAUACUGGGCUUCAUGGCGUCAGAUAUGACGUCUCGGAACUCCAGCACUCAGCUCUGGCUUAUCACACAUUACCACGACAACGGCUCGCUCUACGACUACCUCCAGAGGGUUCCCGUGGAGACGGGGGAGGGCCUAGCGAUGGCGACGUCGGUGGCGUGCGGUUUGGUGCACCUGCACACGGAGAUCUUCGGCACCGAGGGGAAGCCGGCCAUCGCUCACCGAGACCUGAAGAGCAAGAAUAUACUGGUGACCAAGGAGCUACGCUGUUGUAUAGCUGAUCUGGGCCUGGCGGUAACCCACUCCCAGUCAGACAACCAGCUGGAUGUAGGAAACAACCCCAAGGUGGGCACCAAGCGCUACAUGGCUCCUGAGGUGUUGGAUGAGUCCAUCCAGACAGACUGUUUUGAUGCCUAUAAGAGAGUGGACAUCUGGGCCUUCGGUCUGGUGCUGUGGGAGAUCGCUAGGAGAACCUACAGCAAUGGUAUUGUGGAGGAGUACAAGCCUCCGUUCUAUGACCAGGUGCCUAACGACCCCAGCUUCGAGGACAUGAGGAAGGUGGUGUGUGUGGAACAACAACGACCGUUCAUCCCCAACCGCUGGUUCUCCGACCCUACCCUGUGUGCCCUGGUGAAACUGAUGAAGGAGUGUUGGUACCAGAACCCCUCGGCUCGCCUCACAGCCCUGCGCAUCAAAAAGACCCUGAACAAGAUCCAUAGCUCCCUGGAGAAAGGAAAGAAGUCGUGAGGAGAGGAAAGGAGGACGACUGCCAGAGGAGAGAUGGAAAGAAGGCAGGGGAGUAGAGAUGCCAGAUCAGAUGGACACAGCUGCUGCUACUGAACAUGAAUGUUGUUUUCCGUAUUGGCUGAAUGCUGAACUAUCUGGUCACUCUGUGUGAGAGAUGGUGUUACCGUAGCCUUACCCUGCUUUAAAGGCCUGUGCACGCUGCAGGGGUCAGGGGCUCAGACCCUCUACACACACGCACGCACACACGCACUUCUGCCCAUUUGUCGUUUCAAUGUUCAGCCAAUCAUAUUAUGCUGCUCUACUCAGACAAUCAGAUGUGUAUUCCAAUGUAGGUACACACAUGAACGAACACACACACAAUAUUGAGUUCAGUUACACAGGAACAGAGCCAAUAGGAUCAAAUGAAUGCUGUGGUUGUGAACUAUAUAGUAAAAUAUUUAUGUAAUGUGCUUUGUGUAGGGUGGGACUAUGAUGAUUUGUAAUGUUAUGACUAGGAGUUUGGGAGUUGCUCUUGGUAAGGGAAAACUGAUUACUUUACAAGAACACUUUAUGUACCCAUGAAAAUGCAGUUUUUUGGCUAGUAAGACAUUGUGUAUUUACAGAGGAAGUCAGGAGACAUGCCUCCACAUGCUUUGAAUUGUGAGCUGUGAAUGCAUUACAGUUAUAAAUAUAGGAACCACAUACUGAUUCAGUGUUGUAUGCUUUGUAGAAUUCCACCCAGUGCUCUUGAUUUACUUCACACCUGUGCCAUGUUGGCAGAGUUUUCACCUUGACUGGUUUCAAAAGUGGAAAAACUCCCCUACCCAGAGUGCAGGGCCUUUGAGGCCCUAAGCCAGAUUUGGUUGUGGGGUCCCCACCUUGCAACAAAACAUUUUAUUGGCCCCCCUCUUUACGGAGAGAGAAUGUUUUUUUGUUGUGUUUUUUUUAACGUGAUUUUCCUGUGUUCUAUAUAUUUCCACAGUAUGAGGUUCGAAUAAUACUGUGAACAUGAUGAUAAUGCCCUUUUAGUGUAGUAGCUGUUUGGAAUUUCAGCCUGUUUUGGUGGGAGGAAGUUUCAGCCUUCCAUGGUGACGUCACCAUGUGGUAAAUGAGUUAAUAGACCAAUAAAAAAAGAGUUCCAAACCUC